AUGGUUUCAGUAACAGAAUUUUCUGGUUCACCCCCAUACUCUGGCCCAACAACACAGAAUGUUCGCCUCACUCAGUCAUUGUCCGUACGCCAUGUUCAAUUUGGGUACUCUCCAUCAACCUUCUCUGAUAUCUUUCCUUUGACUGCCCUUCCAGGCGGCCCCUUCACACAACCUUCAUUCGUAUUUAAUAUUGGCUCCGGAAACAUCUCUGAGUCCCGUACACCAAACAUGUUCAGACAGUCCCAGCCGCCCUCCGAGUCCGAUGAACAUUCCAUUAGAAAUAUGCCCACUGUGCGCCAGAAUCAUCUAAGUAUGCCCGACCACAAUGAAUUUGUUGCUGUUGCGAUAUCGAGACAGAACACAACACCAAUAUCUAGUACGAUGCAGUUUAAGACCCAGUCGCCGCCAUACCCACUUUAUGACGAGAUUGUUGACACUCAGUCAACACAUAUUGUCCAUGAUGCUUACGAUAUAUAUUUCCGUCAGCCAAUAGCAGAAGACUUUCUCCGACAAAAUCAUCUACUGCCACCACCGCCAGUAGAAGUAUACGACAUCGACCAAGACCUCCCAGUAAUCGAACCAGACUCAUACCUAGAAAUGGAUCAGCUUGAACAGCCCAUAGAAGGUCCUAGCAAUUCCCAACUUGGUAAGAUAGAUGCAGAUGCCCCCACGCAUCCUUCCAUCGAGUCUCCACCCGAGUCAUCAUUCUCACACCACAACGGCCGCGUACAAUCCAUCGAUAGUGACAUGUACCAGCCAGCUCUAGGCGGUCUACACAAGAUCUCGAACAUCCAACGCAAAACCUCGAAGUGCAACAAAGUCAAAAACACGGUAAGCAGGCUAAAUCCCUUCAGGCGCCAGCGGCAGUUUGAGAGUGCGAAAAAGCGAUAA
This is a messenger RNA of Bipolaris sorokiniana ND90Pr, 891 nucleotides long. RefSeq lists its product as uncharacterized. The transcript has a single exon. Bases 1 to 891 code for a protein of 296 amino acids. Lineage: Eukaryota; Fungi; Ascomycota; Dothideomycetes; Pleosporales; Pleosporaceae. The record is from RefSeq and is a predicted model, not a curated record.